UGUGACACUGUGCUGAGACAAACGUGUUUUUUUAAUUAUUAACGUGAUAUAAUAAAGUACACAAACAUUGUGUUAUUAAGUGAAUUAGAUAAAAAAGAAAUAGUGAAAAUUAAUUUUUUAAUUAGGUAGCACUAAAUAAAAAAAAAUAGUGUAAAAAAAGUGCAAUGGUGCAGCGAAAUUCUGCAAUGCGUGUCAGCAUUGAAGGGUUGAAAAGAAUGGUGUCGGUACGCCGUGGUAACAGCGAGCGACGUGAUUUGGAAUCGCAACAGACGUCUCCUAGCAGGAAUCCAUGGAAAUGGAGGCUAUUAUGUGAUGCUCCUCUGCUGAUAAUCAUUAUCCUGCUGACCGGUCUGUUCGAGCUGGGAGUGAUACCUUCGUACAAAGUGGGAUUCUACUGCAAUGAUCCCAAACUUUCGUUCCCUUUCAAAGGGGACACGGUGUCCAUGACGGCUCUUAUCGUCGGCGCAGCUUUAAUUCCAAUAGGAGUGUUUUGGCUGACAGAAUUAUUCCACGUGGACAGCAGCAGCUCUGUUCGAGAGAAACUGUUACAAGUGACUCAGCGUACUGGACAGCUCAAUAUGAUAUACCUGUACGGUUUGAUUUUCAAUCUGUCGCUCGUAGAAGUGAUGAAGGGCAUCACGGGAAGUCCGCGACCAAACUUCUUUGCUGUAUGCCAGCCUGAUACCAAUAAGGCGUGCCAAAAUGGUACUGAGUACAUAACGAGCUUCGAGUGCACAUCGACGAAUUUCUCGAUGUACUACAAAAACGACUCCUUCAGAAGCUUCCCAUCGGGACAUGCAUCUAUAGGUGUUUAUUGGGGAUUCUUUUUAACAUGGUACCUCCAGAAGCGAGUGUUCAAAUGGAGAAAUCGGUCAGUGGUGUUCAUACCGUUCCUUCAGAUGACCUUCAUGUCCUUAGCGGCAGUGUGCGCAUUGACCAGGAUCACGGACAACCGACACCACUGGUGGGAUGUGCUGGUUGGGGUGCUUAUUGGGUUUGCCACAGUAUACUAUGCUGUUAAAGUACUUUGCAACGAAUUCUCUGAUAUACAAUCAAUUGCAUCAGAAGAGAACCAGACUGAGAAGACGCCGAUAUUCAAUCACAGAAGAGAAGAUACAAGUCCGGCGUGUUAUAGAUAAUUACUGCAAUUUAUAAGUAUUUAGAAUUUUAAAGUUUUGACAGAGACUUGACCGUAGAAUAAACGUGCGCGGAGAUUGAAAUGAAUAGAAAAUAUAGGUGCAAUUUUCUUGCUCCAUUAUAUAUAUAUAUAUAUAUAUAUAUAUAUAUAUAUAUAUUCUUUAUUGUACACUUGUAUAUAAAAUAUAAAAGGGUGGACUUAUCUCUGACAGAGAUCUCUUCCAGUCAACCCAGUACAGUGAGAGUAAGCAUGAGUAACCAUGUCGUUAGCGGGCGGCUGAAGUGCUACAACUAUUAAUACAUAAACAAAUAUACAGUUAAAUAAAAUAUUAAAAUAUAUAAUACAAUAUUACAUAAAUACAUACACUAUAAAUAAACAUAAUACAUACAUACUGGUAUAAUAAAUGUUAAAAUAAAUGUAUUUCUAAUGUAAAUACUUACAUUAGAAAUUUAGUUCAAUGAUUUUAAGAUUUGACAGUUCAAUUAGAAAAAUAAAAAAUUAUAACUUAAGGGAAAGGAAAUGUGAUUUCAACCUUUUCUUGAAAGAGAUAUUUAAGUAAGUAUAACUAAUUAUUUAAGUGUGAAAAUCAGAAAUACUAAAAAUAUGCAUUAAUAAAUUAAUAUAUAUUUCCUAUUUCAUAAAGACAUAGCCGUGUAGUCUUGGCAUAGAAUAAUAGAGUGUCCCUUCCUUUUCCGUGGGUGUCAUUAGAAGUGCCUAAGAGAGGGCGAAGGAUGGGGGCAGCAGCGUCCUUCUUAAAACAUCUCCAAAGUCCAAUUGUGGUUGCCAAUCCGCCUGCCAAGCGUGGCAACGAUUGGCAAAACUGUCCAAGGGAGGCUUAUGUUCAGCAAUGGACAGUUAAAGGCUGAUAUGAUGACAAUGAUGAUGAUUCUAUAAGGAAAGAUAUUGUGUAAACUUUAUUAUUUAUUGUCAGACACUUGGCAACCCACUCUUUCUGUGCCAUACUGGGUUAAUAGUUUUUUUGAGCUGUGUACAUUGAAUAGCAAAGAAUUCCAAUUAUAUUAUAAGUACUAUUUAAGAGUCUGACAAUAAAAAAAUAGUAUUAAAUAUUUAUAUAAUAAGGAAAAUUAAUAUUUAUUAACGGGAAUUUAAUGACCAUAUAUUGUUUGUCGUUUAAGACAAUUGUUUUAACUUUUUCAGGAAGUCUUAACAAUUUCACUAUUCAAAUUUAAAAGUGACAAAGAGAUGAGGGUGUAAGUGCAAAAAAAAAAUUAAACCGUUCCAUACUAAGAUAACAGACAGCUGGAUGCGUCAUAUUUUUUUAUAAGUGACAAUGGUAAUCCCGCCUGCGCUAUCGAUAUACGCUGGCCUAGCCCAUCGUAUUGAAUUUUACAAGAAUUAACUACGAUAGUUUUCAGGGAAAACCGCAUGGAGUUCGACCUGAUAGAAUAUAUUGCUAACAAUGUGGUUGUUCGAUCCCCAUUACUAACAAUCCCUUUCCCCCGGAUACGCCAUGGUAGUAUGACAAUCUCAAAUUUUAUUUUUUUAUUUCUACUUAAUUUUUUUUUUGGGUAAAAGAAUUCAAAUUCUCUGAUAGAGGCUGCUAAUGGUUCCGAAUCAAUAUAUUACACGUUAAUAUUAUAUUAAAUUGUACUAAAUAUAUAAAAAAACCGUCCAUAAAAUAUUAAUUUACUUCACUGUAUUUAUGUAUAUACGACUAUGUAUAGUAAAAAAAUAUUUAUAAGAUUUAUUAAUUAAGUAUUCAGAUGUGUAAAUAAAUUAGAAAAUUAUGUGCGUAUGUGUGCAUAGCAAAAUAUUAUUUAAUUUUAGCAAUUAAUUAAUUACUUCUAGAUAAGU
Messenger RNA from Galleria mellonella (greater wax moth), 2953 nucleotides. RefSeq names its product putative phosphatidate phosphatase. Gene Ontology annotation, biological process: phospholipid dephosphorylation; phospholipid metabolic process; signal transduction. The coding region runs from base 165 to 1139 and encodes 324 amino acids. The transcript has 7 exons. NCBI's taxonomy places the organism in Eukaryota, Metazoa, Arthropoda, Insecta, Lepidoptera, Pyralidae. Gene Ontology annotation, molecular function: phosphatidate phosphatase activity. The record is from RefSeq and is a predicted model, not a curated record.